UCCUGGCUCGGGACUCUUGCAUGGCACUGUGAAGUGGAAGCGCUCCGGGGGAGAGCUUCUGCCCGCGAUUGCAUGCAGUGCCGGGGAUCCCCCUGCUCCGGGGAGGGCCUCGCCGCCCCCUCCGGCCCGAGAAGGGCUCAGGAGGCGCCCCCUAGCCUACAGGUGACCCACCCUGCCUCUCUGCUGUCGGGGCGCGAUGCUCUGACUGCCGAUGGACGCCCGGCUUGUCUCGGCAGCGCUCGCCUCCUCUGCCCCGCGACGCAGCGGUCCUGAUCCCGGCAAGAGCGGACACUAACCCCCUCCUCCCCCUCCUCCCGCUUCGCCUCUGCAGCCAGCCUUCGCCCCAUGGACGUAGCGACGGCCCCCGAGUCGCUGGAAAGCUGUUUCAACCGGGGCUCCACUGACUGCUCCAAGAUGCUGGACGGAAUUAAAAUGGAGGAUCACCCGCUGCGAUCGGGUCCCGCAACUUUAGGAGUCUUGCUAGGGUCAGACUGUCAGCACCAGGCCGUCUGCGAAGGGUGCCAGCGGCCCAUCUCGGACCGCUUCCUGAUGCGCGUCAACGAAUCCUCUUGGCACGAAGAGUGUCUCCAGUGCGCCGUGUGUCAACAAGCGCUGACCACCAGCUGCUACUUUCGGGACCGCAAGCUUUAUUGCAAGCAAGACUACCAACAGUUGUUCGCUGCAAAAUGCAGUGGGUGCAUGGAGAAGAUUGCCCCAACAGAGUUUGUGAUGAGGGCUCUGGAGUGCGUCUACCACUUGAGCUGCUUCUGCUGCUGUGUCUGUGAGCGGCAGCUGAGGAAGGGAGAUGAGUUUGUGCUGAAGGAGGGGCAGCUGCUCUGCAAGAGUGACUAUGAAAAGGAGAAAGAUUUGCUCAGCUCUGUCAGCCCUGAUGACUCAGAUUCAGUUAAAAGUGAUGAUGAGGAUGGGGAUGUGAAACCGACCAAAGGACAAGCAAACCCAGGGAAGGGUGGAGACGACGGGAAGGACCCAAGGAGACCAAAGCGGCCGCGGACGAUACUCACAACACAGCAGAGGAGAGCUUUCAAAGCUUCAUUUGAAGUAUCUUCCAAGCCUUGUAGGAAGGUUAGGGAGACACUAGCAGCUGAAACAGGCCUCAGUGUCAGAGUUGUCCAGGUGUGGUUUCAGAAUCAAAGAGCAAAGAUGAAGAAAUUGGCCCGAAGGCAUCAACAGCAGCAGGAGCAGCAGAAUUCACAGCGACUAGGUCAAGGUGAAACCACAGUGGUGACGUGGAUGGGACCCUUGGGGUUGAUGAUGGCAUUUGGGGGUUAUGGCCUUUUUUCCAAAGUUAUGUCCAACCGAAUGGAGGGGAUGAUGACAUCUUAUACACCGCUAGCACCGCCACAGCAGCAGAUUGUAGCGAUGGAUCAGAGCAGCUAUGCCACUGACCCCUUCCAGCAAGGUCUCACACCACCACAAAUGCCAGGGAAUGACUCGAUUUUCCACGACAUCGACAGUGAUACCUCUCUAACUAGCUUGAGCGACUGUUUCCUGGCCUCCUCAGAAGUAAACUCCAUGCAGGCCAGGGUUGGAAACCCCAUUGACAGGCUGUACUCUAUGCAGAGUUCUUAUUUUGCCUCAUGAAAUUCAAGGGAAAACAAGGGGGGAACCCUGGAAAGAAGGCCCAUCUUCACAGAUGACUCCCCAACCCCUCACGUGCCCCCUGAUUUCUCAGCUCAGACUCUUACAGCCAUAUUUUCCUCAGCUCUUCCUUCAUGCUGACUUCAGGCUCUGUGACAACAGGAGUGUUAAAUUAAGAGAGACUUUCAUUUUUUUUAUUUAAAAAAAUGAAAUUUCAAGGCUGCUGCCAGAUCACCUACAGAAAAAAUAAGUAUCAUGGCACUAGCAUUGAGUUCAGGAGGAACAUGGCAACGCCCAUCAACAACCCUCCAUUUUGAUCCCGCCAUCGCAAAGGAAAGCAAGAUGAACACCAUGAAACCUAUUAACCUUUUGGAGCCUCUUUCGGAUGCCCGGAGCCACAAGUAUCACCACCAUUUUGAGGGGGGGGGUAUUGACCCAUGCAGCAAAAAAGGUCGGAGUAACAUGUUAGUUGUGGACCAACAGCCAACCCGGACUGUGAGACCUUUUCCUGUAACAGUGGCUCCCAAGCAAAUACUUCCUCUUUCCUACGUUCCACGCCCCCCUUCCUUCCCCGCACCAUAAAAGCCCAUAGACUGGUACAUUAGUUUAUAGCCUUUGUACUGUAUGAAACUGGGCGAGAGAAGGGGCAGCGGGGAGAUGAGUAGCUGGUGAAAAGUAAGACUGUGGAGAAAGACAAAGAGCGAAGGCUCAUGUCAUAAUGAUAGUAUUUUAAAUAAAUGACGAAGUAGAUGCAUGAGUUAGUGGGGAGGGUUUCAUUUAGAUUAGUAGUAACAUUUUGUUUUUUUAACAAAAAUGAGCAAAAGGUUCUUAUGAGACACACAGUUUCAUUUAACUACAUUUACCAAUAUGAGCACAAAACAUUAGGGUGGGUGUUCUUUAUUUUUAAAAAAAUGUAAUAUAACUCACUCUCAAAUUCUCCACUUUCCUCCCCCCCCCACUCAUGUGAUUGGCAGGCAUCUGUUGGGUGUUCCUUAUGUUUAUAUCUACUUGACAGAUAUAUGCAGUGCUCCGUUGUCCCAAUCUGGGUUAAUUAGGAAGGUCUUUGAGAGAGAGAGAAAUCUGCCAUGUCCCUUGGGACCCUCCUGAAAUGUCAGUCGAGUCACUGUAGAAAAAGCAAUGCUUGGGGGGGAUUGCAGUUCAGUGGCAGAGCAUCUGCUUUGCAUGCAGAAGGUCUCAGGUUUUCUGGCAUCUCUAGACAGCUGGGAAAAGCUCCUGUGUGAAAUCCUGGAGAUCAGUGGCCAAUCAGACUGGAUGGUACUGAGCUAGAUGGGCCAAUAGCAGCUUCCUAUGUCCUCAUUUUGUUCCUAUGGCUUUCCCCCAAGCCCUUACUCAGACUUAAUGAACUCCAAUUGCUCAGUUACUCCAGAUUCACAUGGACCAGUAGAUAGCUGAAACUCAGGCUUCAGCAUCUGCAAUACAGGAUUAUGCAUGUUCACUCAUAAAUCAGUCCCACUACUAUAUUUGAUUCAUUGGUUAGAUUGGGGAUGUGGGCUAGGGGCUGAUGAGAGUUGGAGUCCAACAACAUCUGGAGGACUGGUUGCAGGUAGCAGGUCUUUAAUUUGUUGAAAUAUUUUUAAUAAGUUAACAAAAAACAACCACCCAGCAGGUAAUGUGAUAUCUUAUUGGAUGAAUUCCUUCCAUGUAUAUCAGAGAGGAAAGGAUGCUUCUUCUCAGAUGUGGUAGCUACUUUGCUGGAUGUGUGAGUUAUGAAAAAACACCAAAAGGUAUUUCCUUCUUGAACCAAUCAACGCUUUCCCUCUUUUGCAGUUUUCUGCAUAUUUUAUGUAUUAUUUGAUUCUUUAGCUGCUACCAUUCAUCGACUAAUAUUUCUCUUACUGGACCACAGCCCUAGUUGAAUGCGGCCCACUGAAAGUGGACUUGGUAGAGCCAAAAACAAAUGAAUCAAUUCAAACCCUACACAGAAUUGAGGAAGGAUCCUAAAUGUUACUGUGGUCUUGACCAAUUCCCCUUUAAUUGUAGCACUUUUAAAUGAAUCUGAAAAUGGCGAUGAAAGCUAUCCAUUAGUUGUUGCUACAAUGAGAAAGAACAUGAGAAUGGGCUCACUGAUGAAGACCAGUUAGUGUUUCCCGGCAGUGGUGUGAAAUGCGGACUCCCAACAGGAGAUAGAUCUAGAACCAAUGGCAAAGAGAAUCGCCUCCUGACAGGCUGUAAGUCAGGAAUCAAGCCAAUGGGGACUGCCCAAGGGCAGACGCAGGUUAAUGGGACAGCACCCCUUUUGCCCAAAUAAACUAGCCUCUGCUGUUGGAUUAUCUAGUGGUGGCAAGACAACCAUUUACAUUUUCCCACAAUGCCACCAGAGCAAUGUUGAACCAGGAAUGGGAAUUUAAAAUGGAUGGUGGAUGGUGGGGCCAGGUUAUCCAUGGACAUACAUGCUCAGAGAGUGGCUGUGUUGGUAUCUUGCAGCAAAAAAAAACCCUUCCCACACCUUAGGAGUUAUUUAUUGUAUUGUGGCAUGAAAAUGGCAUGAGCAUGGGCAGGAGUCAAGGGAGAGGGGAGUUACAGGGACUGUCACACACACCUCUUAUUCAUCCAAGAACCUAACAACAUAGGAGCCCUCAUGUUAGCUAUCCCUACAUGCAAAUGGACAGAAGGCCUACAAAGGCUGCAUUCGCAUCAUACAUUUAAAACACUAUGAUACAAUUUUAAACAGUCACAGUUUCCCAGAAUGAAUUCUGAGAGCUGUAGCUCAUUAAAGGUGCUGACCACUAUUUCCCUCCCAAAGCUCCAAUUCCCAGUUUUGCCUGAAGAGAGAUUGACUCUUAAAUCACUCUGGGCACUGCCAUUCUGUGAGGGGAGUAGGGAGGGGAGCAGGUCUCCUAACUGUCAGUGUCCUGGACAAACUAGAGCCCCCAGAAUUCUUUAGGUGAAGGCAGAAUGCAAGAACAGCAGAGCCAGAGCCAAUAACAAGGAAGAACCAAUGGUAGGCGGAGCCAAUUAAUUCUAGUUUUGCUGCCACAAAACUCCCUGGUGAGUUCCACAAGGGCAACCUUCAGACAAAGGAAGAGGAGGAAAUUGACAAGCAGUGCCAAUGGAGGGGCAGGCAGGUGGAGGGGCAGGUGGAGGGGCAGGCAGGAGGAAGAGCAUUUAAAAUGAAUCAAAACAUGAUUUCCCUCAAAAGUCUUGACAAAUUGGAUGCUUCUUCUUUCUUCGUUGGCGAUCACUCAUAGUCGAGUAAGAUUGUCUUCCAUGAACACGGUCUUAACAGUGAGUCCGUAAAUGAUUGUGGAGGCCAAUUCUGGAUCCACAUGUCCUUCCACAGUGGGGACAUAGGUUUCCAAGCGGAAGUUUAUCACAAUGAGGGUUUGCCAAGCAUACCUUCCUCUUAGCACAUUUUCCCCUUUUGUCCUGAGUUCAAGCAUCUUUGAAGUCCACGACACCUUUGGUAAAGGCUGUUCUCCAAUUGGAGCGCUUGCAGGCCAGUGUUUUCCAAUUUUUUAAGAUUUGCUUUGAGAGAGUCUUUAAACCUGUUUUGUUGACCACCAGCAUUACACUUUCCAUUUUUGAGUUUGGAAUAGAGUAGUUGCUUUGGAAGGCAAUAAUCAGGCAUCCGCACAACAUGACCAGUCCAAUGAAGUUGAUGUUGAAGAAUCAUUGCUUCGACACCGUACACUGGCAUUAGUUCACCUGUCUUCCCAAGUGAUAUGUAAACAUUUUUGGAGACACCGUUGAUGGGAUCUUUCCAGGAGUUGGAGAUGGUGUUUAUAAGUGGUCCAUGUUUCACAAGAUAUACUGUAAUAAGGUUGGUAGUACAGUACAAUGGCUUUGUAAACAAGCAUUUUGGUUUUCCUGCAAAUGUCCUGGUCCUCAAACACUUGGCACUCAGAAUGAGGAAUGGAGGAAAGUUGCUUUUUAGCAUAAAGUUAUGUCAGCUUCCCCACUACUCAUGAAUACAUUUCUGUUGAGGGUUGGUAUCUACAGGUUCAACAGAAAGUGCUUUAUACUGAGUCAGACGACUGGUCCAUCUAGCUCAGUAUUGUCUACGCUGAUUGGUAGCAGCUCUGCGGGGUUUCAGGCAGGGUUACAUGCCCAGCAUACCCUGGAGAUGCUGGGGAUUGAACCUGGGACCUUAUGCAUGCAGAGCAGAUGCUCUGCCACUGACUAGUUUAAUAAUACAUCAAGUAGCUUAAUAGUCAUUCCAUGUCCUGAGAGAACUCUGGAAAUUGUAUUUUGUCAGAGAGCCCACAGAUCUAGAAGACCUACCCCAGGAUUUUGUAGGAAGCCAUACCUAUUAGGCCAGAUACAACAGACACAAAUUUGACAUGCAGUAUUCCCAUACAUCAGUGGGGACUCAUAUGUUGCUCCCUAGGUAUUUGUACCCCAACUCCUAACCACUACCCGUUCUGACCACUGCCCAUUGUGGCUGGGGCUAAUGGGAGUUGGCAUCCAACAACAUAUGGAGGGCAGCAGGUCCCCCAGUUUUGCCCUAUGUAAACAGCAUCCGGUCGCUUGAUUGGUCCACAACUGAACAGAUGUUCUUCUAUGUGGACCUCCCUCACUAUUUUUAUUCGUGGAGAAGUUUGAAUUUCCCAUAUUUGUAAAUGGAAGGAAUGAGCCACAUCCAUUGGAUUGUAUAUUUGAGUUUUCUUUUUAAAAGAACACUGUUCCAGAGCACAAGUGAUGCAGCAGGGACGCGGAAGCCAUUCUUAGUGUCAUGUCUAAAAAAUGUUAUUCCUCUUGUGUUCAUUCUAGACCAGGGAUAGGGAACCAGUGGUUUCACAGUUGCUGUUGGUCUUCAACUCUCAUCACCCCCUAGCCAGCAUGGCCAGUGGUCAGGGAGUUGUUCACUGACAACAUCUGUAAGGUCACAUGCUCCUCACGAGGGUAUGUUAGGAGCCAUAUUCUAGGUGUUUUUCCCCAAACAUUUGAGUCUACUAUGCCAAAAAUGAAUUCAUUGUUUGCCAAAUAUUCAUCUAAAGGGUUAUCAGAGGACACCAUCUAGCACAUAGUAAUUUCCUAUGUCAUGGGCUUGAUACACUGACAGUUUUAACAGUAUACCAAAUGGUGAGGAGGCUUUUUGCAUGUGUGUGUGUGCAUGCGCGCACACACGCAUGCACGCGGAUGCACACCCCAACACCAAUCAUGCAGUUUCCUGAUCUGGCACAGAAAAGGUCUCAUUGCCACUUCUUCUGAUGAUACAGCUAAAUUCCCCUCUUUAUCCUGAAGCAUAGAGAAUGUGAGUACCAUAACUAAGGUCUAAAGUAUAUAUAAUGUUAAAGAUAUCCUUUGUUAUGUAUUCAGCAGCCACUGUGGGGAAGGGGAGUUCAAAUCUGUCUCUCCCUGCACCAUCUCCCACAAAAACCUGCCCUCUGAAACUGCUAGUUGCUUUACAUGGUGCCAAUGGGGACUUGAAAUGCAAGCAGCAGCUUCAGAGACAUGGUUUUCAUCAGGAUUGUGGGAAGGAUAAAAGAUACAGUAUUCCCCUGAAGUGUCAAUGUUUCCCAGGCAUUGCAAUGGCUGCUACUUACAUUAAACAACAACAACAACAACAUGCACACUAGUUGCAUUUGCAACACUGGUGCCAUGUUUAAUUUGAGGCUAAGAAUCUUGCUUUGCUUACAUUUCUGAGAUAUAUAUUGUUUCUGAAAACUUGAACUCAUUGAAACAGAUCCAAUCGUACACUUUGUUGAAAUGUUUUAAGCAGCUUAUACUUAGGAUGCUGGAGGCAUCCUAUAUACUGGAAUUGAUAACACCUAGCAAAGUCCUUAAGUUAUAAGCAGGCCCUCCAGAUGUGGCUGCACUACAACUCCCAUCACCACUGGCCAUGCUUGCUGGGGCUGAUGGGAGUUGUAGUUCAACAGCAUCUGGAGGGCCAUAGGUACCCCAUACCAGGCUUAUAGUGUUCUCUCCAAUGCUAGUCCCACAUAGAGUAGAUCCACUGAAGUUAAUGGGCAUGACUAAUUUAGGUUUAUUAAUUUCUAUAGCUCUACUCUACUUGAGUAGAAAUUAGUUUGGUGCACAACCCAUGGUUAGUAUACAGAUGGAAAACCUGUAAAAUGAGGACGCCUCUCCUGUGCAGGGCAAAUAAAGUGUCCCUUUACGUAUUUCCAAAAAAAGAGGAAUCACACACACCACAAAAGGAUAAAAGAGGUCACAGAUUUGCAUAGUAUUUGUAUAUGCAUAAUUUAUAUGCAUAAACCAAAUUUAGAAACAAGGGCUAUAAUUUAAAUGGAAAUGUGGUACCUCUUGCCCUAGAAGGGGAAACUGUGACCAGGUGACCUGUGUGCUUGCUUGGUCAGCUGUCUAUGUGCUCGUUGUUGAUGCUCUCCCAUCUGAUGGCACUUCAUCUCAGAUUGAGACAGAGAAUCCCUUCAAAUAAAGGAGACCUUUAAAUAUGAUGACGAUGAUUAUUAAUUAAAUCUUUAUACUGCUCUUCAUCUGAAGUUCUCAGGGUGGCUCAUAGCAUAAAAAGACAAAAUAAAAACACAAAAUAUAUAAUAAAAGCAAGAACAAAAAUAAAGCAAACAAACACACCCCACAAACACAUUUAAAAAGACAUAGAAUAUUAAUCAUCCCAAGACCUGGUUGAAGAGGAACAUUAUUGUCUGGCACCUAAAUAUGUAUAAUGAGGGCACCAGGCAAGCCUCCCUGGGGAGAGCAUUCCACAAACAGGGAGCCACUGCAAAUGGAUAUAUGUCCUCUGUGGAUUAGGACACCUGACCGGCCUAAAACGUUUUUCUGUGAUGCAGACAUUGCUUAUCAUUGCUGCGGCAAAGCAAGGUGUCUUUAUUUUUGAGCAUUGCCAUAAUAGCAGGGAGCUCUGGUUGGUUCAUGGGCUAAGACCAAAGGUGAUCCCUCUCCACUGGCAGAGGAAGAGGAGUGUGAGGGGAGUGCACCGCCCCCGGCAGCGCAAUCCCAGCAGGGUGCCAUCGCAGCUGCCCCCACCUGCCUGCGCUGGGCACCCCACCCCCAGGACACACUCUAGCUCCGCCCCCGCCUGCUCUCCGCCCCCCGGUGCCGGAGCAUGAAGCCACCACUGUCCCUCUCCAAGCAGAAAAUCUGAGCAGUCAAAGAGAAGAGGAGGGUGGUGGCAGGUCAGAAGUCUUCCAGGCACUGAAACCACAUCAAGAACCUUCCAAGAGUUCCUAGGUGUUGUAAUCUCUUGGAGUUCUCUACACCCAACUGUCACAUUUUCAAUCCCAACAAACAAAUAUCUUCUCUCUUUCUCCCCCCCCCCUUUUUUUUGCAGGGGUAAGUUCCACCAUUUGAAGUUUCCCCACCCUGAAGCACAAAGAAGCAAUGUAUAGAAUAGAAUAGAAUAGAAUAGAAUAGAAAUGUACUGUGUGUCCCUCUGAGACCACCACCCUGACAUAGUCUUCAGUCUCCAAGAAUUUGUUUAAAGACUAGGUGUGUGGAGCCCCUUAUUAGCCUUUGGAGACCUUUAUUUUAAUAUAUACAUAAUUGCUUCCCAAAAUGUAUUCACCUUCAGAAAUGGGAGAAAGAGCUCUCCCUCAUCUGCAACCCCUGGUUCCUUUAUCAUUCUGUGGGUUUGUGUUGUCCUUCCUUCAGCCAAAUUCUGCCUUAACUCAGAAUUAUAUAUCCUGACUUAGAAUGUGCAUUCUACUGCUGUGUCCAGUUAAUUUGCUUUUUUUUCUUCAGUGGGAGAGUUAGGGUAAUUUUAACCUCUGGACAUCGGUGACACCCACCUCAUAAACCACAUGCCCCCCCAAUGGGAAUUGUAGUUUACCCCUCAAAGAACUACAAUUCCCAGCACUCUUAACAAACUCAUCAUUCCCCGGAUUCUUAAGGGUAAGCCAUGUGCUAUAAACAUGCUUUAAAUGCAUGGGGUAGAUGCAACCUUAAUGGUCUUACGAGGAGUAUCCCUCUAGACUGCAAUGUGCAUGACUUCACACACUUCAAAAUGUGGUAAGCCAGCCCUGGGGACCCUCCUGUUCAUCCUGCUGAGUGGAGCCAUAGGAUUCUGCCAGAAAGUCCUGCACCACUGUCUCCCCUGCCCAUGUAACAAUGCACAUGUAUGCAUUGAUAAAAAUACAAAAAAGCAACCUGGAUUUGAUUGCAUGUUUUAUUUGAUAAGUGUUGGGUGUUUUGUUUUUGUUUUGCAGUGUUUUUAUAAUGGUGUAUAUGUAGCCCUCUAAUAUGGAGCACUGGUAAAACACUACAUGAAAAGGAUCUGAAUAUAAGCAUACAUACAGUCACAUCUCAGUCUCUACUCUUUUUGCAAUCUUUUAUCAAUGCACAGAAGUAAAACUGCACAAAAAUCACCUCGAUGCAUCCAUGUAUAGAAUCACAAAAAGAUUGAGCUUUCUUGCAGUGUUUUAUCAAUGUGAAUAUGUAAUUUGGAAGUAUGGGAAUAGGGAAAGGUGAUGAAAGACCUAGAAAGCUGCAGCAACAGGUUUAUGCAAAGUACAAAAUUCAGAAACGAAAAGAAAACUUGAAUCAGUGGAGGUUUCCUAAUGCAUCCAUUCCAUUUUAGAAAUAGGACCAGGGAAUCCCAGAACUCCAAAAAAAUCCAUUGAUAAAUUUAAAGAAGACUGUCAGAGGUACUUCUGUAUAGAAACUGCUUUGUUGAACCAGAAUUGGUUCAAAGUCAGGCAGUUGACUAGAUGAUAUUAAGGGCAUCAGACAACUCUGAUCCAUGGACAUUUUUCACUUAAAGCUUUCGUCUACAGAAGUCCCAUUGAAAUGAAUGGACACGUGUGUGCAUGCUCCUGUGCAGCUCCCCUUCAUUUCAAUGGAGCUUAUGUAGAUUAGCAGGAUGGGAGAAGCACCAAAACUAGGCUGGACUCUAGUAAUCUAACCUUUCUGCUGGACUUUAGCUGUAGUUCUCCGUUGCAUAGGGGCUGGAUUAGACAACCCUUGGGGUUUCUUCCAUCUCUGCAAGGAUUCUAUGAUUUUAACAGAAUGAAAGCAUUUGCUGAGAAACCUUGACAGGCCAUGACUCCACCAAGCUCAGAGAUCCAACUGGGUUUCCACCUUUAAUCAAUACAGUUUGAACAGCAAACUUUGAAUCAUAAAUAACAAUUUAGAAGAAAGGGGGGAGACACCUCCCCACCAUCACCACACAUUUUCUUUAGCUCAUAUGGCUGCAUUACUUGUAUAUUUAUAUAUUCUGUAUUUAUGUUACCAAAUGUAGUAUUUUGUAGCUGUUCCAGUUUGUUUAACUUGUAAGAUAAUGAUGCUGAUGCUAAUGAUUCUUAAUAUGGUCUCCCAUUCCUAGGCCAUUUCCCCUUUCAAACAUAGUUCCUAACCCCACCCACACCCCUUCCAAGCUCUGUUGGUUUUCUCCCACCAACAUCAAGGUUGCAGAUUGGACGUUUUGUUUUUUAUUUAAUGACUUUCCCUUUCUUAAAUUAUUUAUUAGUGUUUUUGUUGGGCUUCAUUUUGGUUUUUUGGUUCCCCCCCUUCCAACUUCCACUCCGCCCCAUCUCUGCCGCUGUCAACUGGCAGUUAAAUGAUGUGAUUCUUAGACCUUGUGUUUGUUUUUCCUACAAAAGAGAAAGAGAACGAAACACUUCAGUAUAUUUGUAAAUAAAAGCUACCUGUAAAUGAAAUGGGAUGUUGCUUUUGGAGUGAAUUCCCCUCUACCCACCCACUGCAUUUCACAAUGAAAAAGACACCUAUCACUCACUGGUGUGCAGGAAGUUCUGUGUUCAAUUCCUGACAUCUCUAGGGCUAUGGGUCUGCACGAGUCCUUACAGAGCAGUAAGCCAGUCAAAGCAGGUACGGUAAGUGGGUGUAGGUUGGCUCAUCCCCCCCUCCAUGUAGAAUUUGAACCAUUGGGGCACUAGGUUCUACAAAAAUCAUUCUUAAAUAUGAUAUUUAAGGUUUUCUCUAUGAAUGAGUAAACUUAUUGAUUUCAGAUUCUCAUUUCCCUUGCCUUUGUUCUCCACACUGCCACAUCAGUUUGCGAAAAAUAAAAAAUUAAAGUCUUCAGGAAAUUUCACCAGCAUUUCAGUGUGAUUUUCUCCUAGUUUGCACUUUUUUGUAUGCAGUUUUCCCUAACACGCAAAGCCAUUUCCCCUAAUGCAUUUGGUAUAUUAUUUACCAUGUUGAUCCUGCCCGAUGCCAUUUUGACCAGUAUACAAAGAAAACAUUCUUCUGCCUAACAACAGAAAGUCAUAAGGGUCAUCUCAUCCAAACCCCUGCAAUUCACAAAUCACAGCCAACAGACCUCUAACAUGUGACCAUCCAACCUUUUCCUAACUUUUAAUCAGAAUCUCCAUUCUUGUAAUUUGAUUCCAUUGGUAUGUAUUACAAUCCGAAGCAGCAGGGAAAAAAAAGCUUGCUUCAUCACCUAUGUAGCAGUUUCUCAGAUAUUUGAAGACAGCUGCCAUA
Messenger RNA from Zootoca vivipara (common lizard), 11934 nucleotides. It is a transcript of the gene LMX1B, whose product is annotated as LIM homeobox transcription factor 1 beta. Gene Ontology annotation, biological process: neuron differentiation; regulation of transcription by RNA polymerase II. The record is from RefSeq and is a predicted model, not a curated record. NCBI's taxonomy places the organism in Eukaryota, Metazoa, Chordata, Lepidosauria, Squamata, Lacertidae. Gene Ontology annotation, molecular function: DNA-binding transcription factor activity, RNA polymerase II-specific; RNA polymerase II transcription regulatory region sequence-specific DNA binding. Gene Ontology annotation, cellular component: nucleus.